AUGAUGAAGCUGUCCGCAACGCUGCGUAAAGCGACCGUCGACGAGCUGGCCGAGAUGCUGGCGCAGAAGGAGAAAGAGAAUAAACCCGACCUUGACGUGAAAGAGGAAAAAGGAGAAGCUGCAGAAACGGACGUGGUGAAGGAGGAAAAUCUGAAGUCCCUGGCCUCACCGAGCUCCAUCUUCCCAUCUCAUGCUCAGCCCCGAGUACGUGCCCCCGUAAAUAGUUGUGCCCCGGAAAUGGAUCUCCGGAAAUCCGUCACAAUCCUCUUUGCACACGACGCG
This is a messenger RNA of Mesorhabditis spiculigera, 282 nucleotides long. The record is from the annotation of a GenBank genome assembly. Lineage: Eukaryota; Metazoa; Nematoda; Chromadorea; Rhabditida; Rhabditidae.